Exaiptasia diaphana is the source of this 3879-nucleotide messenger RNA. RefSeq lists its product as uncharacterized. The coding region runs from base 46 to 3276 and encodes 1076 amino acids. NCBI's taxonomy places the organism in Eukaryota, Metazoa, Cnidaria, Anthozoa, Actiniaria, Aiptasiidae. The record is from RefSeq and is a predicted model, not a curated record. The transcript has 13 exons.
UACACCAAGCUGGGAUGCUACAAUGAGAAGCGCUCAGAWCCAAUUAUGCCYGUAGUUAUUUUGAAAUCUGUACCUAAUAGCGAUAACUUUGCCGUUUGGCUCAAAGACUUUGUAUGUGAAUGCGCUAAAUCAGCAGAGAAGAUGAACUAUCAAGUGUUUGGUGUCACAGACAGUGGAACAUGCUACUCCUCAUCACUGGCAAUAGGCAACUCGAAYUUUUACGAAGAGUAUGGUGGAAGUACAAAGUGUUAYAAUGGGAAGAAGAAACCAUGCAAAGACAGCACACCCGAUGAAUGUAUUGGAAAUCCUGAAACGAUAUAUGUCUAUGGACCUCCUUCUCUAAAGCCAAAGCCUCCUAAACCUUGCGAGAUAGUUGUGGAUCUUGGUUUUGUACUUGAUGGUUCAGGAUCAAUCUCGGCUGGCAAUUUCACCAAGUGCAAAGACUUCGUUAAAAACAUGACUAARCAAUUCAAUGUCUCACAGACGGACUCACACAUUGGAGUGGUACUCUUUUCCACGAGUGCAUCACUUGUGUUCAAUUUUAAACAAUACUACGAUAUUCCAAGYAUCGAAACCGCUGUGGAUAAUAUAAUUCAACCAAAGAGAUAUACAAAUAUUGCGGGGGCUUUAGAYAAGGCAUACACAGACCUAUUUCUAUCAAGUCAACGCCCAGAGAAGGAACGGAUUUUAAUCUUUAUGACCGAUGGUUAUUCAACGUAUGGUGAUCCAAAUAGUAUUGGUCCCAAUGCUAAGAAAAUAAAGGAUGAAGGCAUACAUAUCAUCACGUUGGGGAUUGGCAAUAAUUACAAUUUAGACGAACUCAAGCUCAUAGCAUCCGGCAGUAGCUACAUUUUCACUGCAGACUUUAAUGAGCUUGACCAAGUGGUUCAACUUAUCAAAGAGAAGGCUUGCCAAGCGGUAUAUGUCGAUCCAGAGAAGGAGAAAGCGUACUUUACCAUCAAACCCGAGAACACCAUCUAUGUUCGUGUUGGUAUGACAGGAAAGUUGGUAUGGAAAUAUGAAGUGACAGAUAAGAUAAACACGUUCAAACAAUACUCUCCAAUAUGGUAUGUAUAUAAUGAGGACGGAACAUCUAAAGAGCUGGCGUCAGAAGAUAAACAAAAUAACUGGUCAUGGAGCGAGUCAUCCGAGUGUCCUGAGAAUUACAAAGGRAGGAUAAGCAAAGAAGAUCAGGCGACUUUAGUCAUUUCCAGCAUAGCGUUGACAGAUAGUGCUACAUAUGGUUGUAGCUUAAACGUGGCGGAUGGGGYACCAAUUACAUCAAAAGUMAAACUAAUUGCAUAUGAUGCAAAGUUUACCAAGACACCAGAAUCCGUUGUCUAUGUAACCGCUGGACACGACGCUCGACUUGAGUGGGUUUACAAAGUUGACGGCGGUCGUGAAAACGCAUUUUCGGCAUACUCCCCAACAUGGUCGCUGUACCAACAAGGACARGAUGUCGAGAUUGCUUCGGAGAAUAAAACCAAUAACUGGGCUUGGAGUGUCUCUGGUACUUGCCCUGAAUCACUUCGAGCGAGGCUUAAAAAAGAAUCCUUAGCAACGCUUGUUAUCUCCAAGGUAACACAGGCUGACAGUGGUUUCUACACAUGCAAAUUGAUUAUGAUGUCUGGCGAACCGGUAGUUUCCAGGAUACAACUGAUAGUGCAAGAGAUGAUUUCAAUUGAGGUGAAGUUCACUAAAGUACCUCCAGCAGAAGUCAGUGUCACAGCAGGACAAUCGGUUAGUUUACAAUGGGAAUAUACCAUCAUCAAUGGCGAUAGAAAUCAAGCAUUCAAGCAAUAUUCACCGACAUGGGAUUUGUACUACUCACCAACCGAGAUCAAACAAUUAGCGGCUGAAGAUAAGAGUAAAAACUGGGCUUGGGAUGUCUCGCCUACCUGUCCGGUGGCUUUGCGAGAACGAAUAAGCAAAUACUCGAGUGCAAACUUGGUUAUAUCGAAUGUUAAGGUAUCCGAUUCUGGUAUGUAUGGAUGUACUUUGAACUUGGUUACUGGUGAUACAUUGACUGAAAAAGUCAAUCUUAUUGUCAAAGAACCAAUACCUUGUCAAGCUACCAUCGAUUUGGUGUUCGUUCUCGAUCUAACAAGUUCCGAAGAACAUUUCCAACAUGUAAAGAAAUUUGCUAAAACAGUUGCACGAGAAUUCAAGGUUUCUCAGUCUGACACGCAUAUUGGUUUAUUGGUAUUUUCUAUGGAGCAUCAUGUGAUAUUCAACCUCAAAAAAUACUAUAAUAUCGUUGACGUUGAAAAUGCCAUUGAUCAAAUACAGUAUUCAAAAUUUGAAACCGAUGGCAACAAGAUCGAGGACGCGAUAUAUGGGGCUAAGAGGGAUAUCUUCGAUACAACAGGUCGUGAACAUCCCUCUGUUGUAAUCCUUGUUACUGACGGAAAAGACAAUGAUCUUAAUGUCGAAGAAGUCAAAGGUUACCAAUUAAGUAUCUAUACUGUUGGAAUUGGUAUGUCUGUCAAUGUUGGUCAGCUGGAAGGAAUAGCAUCGAGUUCUGAAAAUGUGUUCAACGCAGGUUCAUAUAGUGAUCUCGGCACAGUCGCUAAAAAUGUCAAAGCCAAAGUUUGCGCAGACUUUACAGUUGGACCGACACAACCACCUACUCAACCACCAAUCAUACCAUGUAAAACCACUSUUGAUAUUGCAUUUCUCAUUGAUGGCUCCGGUUCUAUCUCCACUUCGAACUUCAAUCUMUGUCGACAAUUCAUUAAAGACAUGGUUGCACAUUAUGAAGUUUCCAGCGAUGGUUCACAUGUUGGUGCCGCUCAGUUUGCUAACGUUGCAGAACUUGUUUUUGGCUUGGACAAGUACAACAGUACAGAAUUAGUAAACAAGGCUAUCGAUGAUAUGAAAAAGCUAACAGGAGGAACCUUCAUUGGACGGGGGCUGGAUUUAGUAAAGRACAAACUGUUUGGCGCUGUUCAAGCAAGACCAAAUGUCCCUCGAAUACUCAUAGUUCUAACUGAUGGCGAGUCUGAAAAUGGGGACGACCUAGCCACUCCAUCGACAGCCCUAAAAGACCAAAAUAUCACAAUCUUUAGUUUGGGAAUUGGAGACAAAGUCAAUGGAACGCAACUGAAUACAAUAGCAAGUGAUCCAGACGAAGACCAUGUUUUUAAAACAGGCUUUAAUCAGCUUCUAAAAGUUGUUGAAUUGAUUGAAGCAAAAGCUUGCCCAGAUAAAAAAUUGGCAGCUGAAAAAGAAGCUAAGGCGUCGGUAUCUUGGGGCGAAGAUCACAUCCAUCUUUAACAAAUAUGAACCUGAAUGUAUUUAUAGAUUAGAUAUCGUUUCUAGUUGUACUAUAUGUAAGGUAUCUGCUAUGAUACCAGUUCUCUUGAUACUAGACCUAUUGUGUAAAUAGCACUAUUAACAAGUACAUAAACAUCCGUCGUGCUAUCGUCGCUCCCAGUAAUUAUACCGCUCUAAAUGAUAGUUURAAUUUGGCACAUGAUCAGAUCGACGUAUGAAUAAAUCAAGUUCGGCGCGACUGUAGUACGGUAGCGCGCCUUUCGUGCUGCACGGCAAAAAUCUUGAGACGCUGAUUCUAUCAUUCAGCUAUAUCGUCAUGCCGAGUUUAUUGCACAAGUUUCCCUUCUUCCGACAAUAAURGUGAUAAAAUGGCAUGUUUUCGGACGUUUUCUUAUUCUUUCAACUCUUUUUUGAUCGAUGUACGUGGUCGACACGUAGAAUUUGACUAGUUGGUUCGGCUUGACGAUAGCUCGACGUAUGAACCGUCCUUGAACUUUGUUGGUUYAUCAUCAUGUACCUUGUUGAAAAAAAUAAAUAUUUGUCUAAAAGUUGUUGAUUGUAAACUUUUCAUGUAAGAACUAAAAGUGUAAUUAAAACAUUGUA